Triplophysa dalaica is the source of this 3292-nucleotide messenger RNA. It is a transcript of the gene gpam, whose product is annotated as glycerol-3-phosphate acyltransferase, mitochondrial. Gene Ontology annotation, molecular function: glycerol-3-phosphate O-acyltransferase activity. The record is from RefSeq and is a predicted model, not a curated record. The transcript has 21 exons. NCBI's taxonomy places the organism in Eukaryota, Metazoa, Chordata, Actinopteri, Cypriniformes, Nemacheilidae. Gene Ontology annotation, biological process: phospholipid biosynthetic process. The coding region runs from base 180 to 2666 and encodes 828 amino acids. Gene Ontology annotation, cellular component: plasma membrane; mitochondrial membrane.
UCAGCAGUAUCUCUAGUGUGCUUUGGCUGAGUAGUGCACUUCAGCUUGUAGGUUGUGUUGUCGGUUCCCUCAAGGACGAGGGAAGGUUUACAACACGCGAGAGGUCAAAUUUAACACCGAUGGCGCAUCGAAGGCGAUUUUUGAAGUUUUAUUGUUGAUGUUCGGCUUGAAGAGAGGAGAUGGAUGUCCACAUGGUGCUGGGGGGUCAGGAUAAUGUUCUCCUCGCCAAUAAUCCUGACGCUGGAAGUGGCAGUCUGAAGCUUCCAUGCGAUGAGCAGGAGAGAAGCACCAGCCCAUCUGUGUUUUGUUCUGUGACCACCACAUGGAAGGAGGGUCUGCUGAACCGGAAAAGACCAUUUGUUGGAAGAUGCUGUCACUCCUGCACACCCCAGAGUCAGGAGAGGCUGUUCAAUCCCAGCAUCCCCUCACUAGGACUCCGUAAUGUGAUUUACAUCAAUGAAACGCACACAAGACAUAGGGGUUGGCUUGCACGGAGGUUGAGUUAUGUGCUUUUCGUCCUGGAGAGAGAUGUCCAGAAGGACAUGUUCGCCCGUAACGUGGUGGACAACGUGCUCAACAACUGCAGUGUGGAAUGCGCUAUUAUGGAAGUAGCAGUAGAGGCCAGUGGCGUAGAUGUCGAGUCAGGAGUGGAUCCAAAAUCUGCCAGUAAAGUCCGACGGAAAGCCAGAGGAUUCCUGCAGGAAAUGGUGGCCAAUAUCUCACCUGCCUUCAUCAGAUUAACAGGAUGGGUGUUGUUGAAAUUGUUCAAUGGAUUUUUCUGGAGCAUUCAGAUCCAUAAAGGUCAACUGGACAUGGUGAAGAAAGCAGCAUCGGAGUACAACGCUCCACUGGUCUUCCUUCCUGUUCACAAGUCCCACAUAGAUUACCUGCUCAUCACCUUCAUCCUCUUUUGUCACAACAUCAAAGCUCCUCACAUCGCCGCCGGCAACAACCUCAACAUCCCCAUUUUAAGCACUCUCAUACGCAAACUUGGAGGUUUCUUUAUUCGUCGUAAACUGGAUGAGAUGGCGGACGGAAAGAAAGACGUGUUGUACAGAUCAUUAUUGCACGCAUACACAGAUGAGUUGUUGCGUCAGCAGCAGUUUCUGGAGGUGUAUUUGGAGGGCACGCGCUCUCGCAGCGGGAAGCCAUCUCCAGCUCGUGCUGGCAUGCUGUCCAUAGUGGUGGACACACUUUGUACCGGCAGCAUCCCUGAUGUUCUAAUCGUGCCCGUUGGCAUCUCAUAUGACCGCAUUAUUGAGGGAAACUACAACAGCGAACAGCUGGGGAAACCGAAGAAGAAUGAGAGUCUGUGGGGCGUGGCCUGCGGCGUGUUCAGAAUGCUCCGGAAGAACUACGGCUGUGUGCGUGUGGAUUUCACCCAGCCCUUCUCCCUAAAGGAGUACCUGGAAACCCAACGCUCCCGGCAUCUCCAAACCACCCUGACCCUGGAGCAGAUCCUUCUUCCCACCAUCAUCGCCGCACAGCCUGAUCAUGCUGUUUUGAAUGGAGAAGAUGGAGAUCAUCUGAACUUCAGAGACCUGUCAGAUGAGCCCUGGAGGAGGCAGGUUAUCGCUAACCUAGCCAAGCACGUACUCUUCACCGCCAAUAAAUCAUCCGCCAUCAUGUCUACUCACAUCGUGGCCUGUCUCCUCCUGUACCGACACAGACAGGGUGUGCUGCUGUCUAAACUGGUGGAGAAUUUUUUCAAUGUGAAGGAAGAGAUCCUAUCGCGGGACUUCGACCUGGGAUUUUCUGGGAACUCGGAGGACGUGGUGAUGCACGCGCUCAGUCUUCUGGGAAACUGCGUCAACGUCACCAGCACAAACAAAAACACAGAGUUCAUCAUCGCCCCUAGCAACACCGUUCCCGCUCUCUUUGAGCUCAAUUUCUACAGCAAUGGCCUUUUUCACGUCUUCAUCGCCGAUGCCAUUAUAGCUUGCAGUGCGCUGGCCCUUCUGAGAGAACAAGCUGCAAUGACUCCAGGAGGGGAGCAGAGUUUCUCCUCCACGCUGCUCAGUCAGGAGAGGCUGAUCCGCAGAGGUGCUGGACUAGCACACUUUCUGUCCAAUGAGGUGGCACUGGCACUGCCUUGCCAGACUUUAUACCAGGUCUUACAUGAUGCUGUUACCAGAUUAAUCGAGUAUGGUGUGCUGAUUGUGGCUGAGGAGGACCAGGAGGAGUUAAGCCCAUCUGAGGAGCCUUGGCCGAAGAAGUUUCCGGAGGCUCUUACCUGGCGAAGCGAUGAGGAGGAUGAAGACAGUGACUUUGGAGAUGAACAGAGAGACCGCUACCUGAAGGUGAGCCUAUCUGCCGAGCACCAGGAAUUUUUUCUUUUCCUGCAGAGGAUAUUGGCUCCGGUACUGGAGGCGUACAGUGGUGCGGCUAUCUUCAUCCACAGUCUUAGCUCACCUGUUACAGAGAGAGAAUAUACUCACCAGCUUUUCCAAUAUCUCUUGACACGCACAGAGAAAGGAGUGGCGGCAUAUGGAGAGAGUGCCACGCACUACCUUGUAAAGAACACAGUGAAAACAUUCAAAGAGCUCGGGGUGCUAAAAGAGAGACGGGAGGGCAGCGUGUGUCGCAUUGAGCUGAGCAGCGCUUUCUUUCCUCAGGCUAACAGAAACAAACUCCUGCAAUACAUUCUGGGUUUCUGCCUGUUGUGAGCAAUGGGCUGGAACUACCAACACAUCACCCAUCUCUCCUAUCCCUCUGCCACCCAACUCAAGGGCUUCUUAUAGGCUAGUCAUGACUGUCAAAGGUGCUAUUCUAAGGAAAGCUUUACCUGGAAGUGCCUUCACUAAACACCUCAUAUUAGACUUGAAUCAGUCUUUCCGUCACUGUAGAGCUUCCCAGUUAUGCAGAACUCAAUACUCGACGACUGUAGGUCAUUUUCUGUAAUAGAAGCUUCAACUCACAAUGAUGGUGGGUUAGUGUACUACUUGUGCCAGUGAAAGCUCUUGGUUUUCAGCUGAAUCUCGUCCCCUCUGCAUUUUGAGGUGAUGAUUCACCCCAAAAUGAACUAUCAAGCCUAUACGACUUUGUUUCUUCCGCAGAACACAAAAGAUGAUGUUUGGAAACAUUUUUUGUUAACCUGCACCGGUUUUGUGUCAAUACAAUAGCGACAAAAGUUAUUGGUGCCGGCACUAUCCAGCUACCAACUUUCUUAUAAAUAUUUUCAUUCUUGUUCUGCAGAAGAAUGUAAGUCAAACAGGUUUGAAAUGAACAGAGAAUGAAUAAAAAAUGACUGAAUUUUUUUGGGGGGGUUCACUUUUUAAACUAAUUGCCUUUA